GUGGAGCUAUAUGUAAGUUAUUGUGAAAUGUUUUCAAGAUGGAUUCUCCUACACCCAUGAAAACACAACACAGGGGGAUGUACCCUGUUGACUAUCCGGCUGCUGAAAGCAGUCUGUUUAGCUCUGUAUCUGAGGACUGCAUGGCGGCGCUGGGAUCAGACCACCUGCAUGGACAGGCCAAGUUCCAAACUCCACAGGCAUCCAAGGUGGAGGUAACACAGAGCAACAUGGUCAGGCUACAGGUGUUUGAGGACCAGGCCUGCUUUCUUCUAGCUCUACACGCCUCUGAGGACGACGCUCAGGGUCCAGCUCUACACGCCUCUGAAGACGACGCUAAGGGUCCAGCUCUACACGCCUCUGAGGACGACGCUCAGGGUCCAGCUCAACACCCCUCUGAGGAUAACGCUCAGGGUCCAGCUCUACACGCCUCUGAGGACGACGCUCAGGGUCCAGCUCAACACGCCUCUGAGGACGACGCUCAGGGUCCAGCUCAACACCCCUCUGAGGACGACGCUCAGGGUCCAGCUCAACACGCCUCUGAGGACGACGCUCAGGGUCCAGCUCAACACCCCUCUGAGGACGACGCUCAGGGUCCAGCUCAACACGCCUCUGAGGACGACGCUCAGGGUCCAGCUCAACACGCCUCUGAGGACGACGCUCAGGGUCCAGCUCAACACGCCUCUGAGGACGACGCUCAGGGUCCAGCUCAACACGCCUCUGAGGACGACGCUCAGGUGGUGGCCCUGCAUCUGCAUGGCCGGUGGUGGACCGUGGACGACGUGUUGAAGACCAGCCAGGACAGAAGCGGCCUUGUGUUGGUGCAGUCUGAGGUGGAAAGAGUGAUUCUGUUCCUGCUCAGCCAGCGUGUUGGAGAGAAGCUACCGGAAGAGGAGACUGUAUUCUCGCCUCACCCCAGGAUGGAGAUGAGUAAAAUCUUCUGGCUCAACAAAGAAGCAGUGGGAUUCUACACAGUCAAGCAGAAAGGAAGUCUAUGUGAUGGCUGCACCAGUCAGAGUUAUGUACUUCCUGUCCUGGACACAGUGCUGGUGAGGGCUCAUGCAAGGAGGCGUGGCCUGGGCCUGCAAAUGCUUGAGGAUUUCUGCUCCUCUUUUCCCAGUGAGGAGACACUGGGAGUCAGCGCUCCAAUAUCAGACAGCAUGGCUGCAGUGUGCAGGAAGUACCUUCAGCUUCAUCCCAGCCAAAAGGAGCGGCUGUAUGAGGUGGAGCCCCCUGGAGGCUGGGGGCAAAUACGCAACAUCUGGCUCAACAUCCAGCUGCGACGAUGCGCUAACGACGACAAGAAGAGAGCAGGAGAGAAGAGAGCAGGAGAAGAGGAGGAGGAGAGGAAGCAAACAGGGGGAGAGAUGGAGGACAUGGGUGUGACAGCAGCACUGUUAUCUGACUCCAAACGGAUCAGACUUUUAGAUCAAACCUAGAGAUGAAGUCGUGGAUUUGGUGUCAGGAGGAAGGCGGUGAAGCCCCUGGUGGUCUGGUGUGAUCCCUGUCUGCUGUCCUGUGGCCUGGCCUUCUCCACAGGCACAUAGAGAAGACAACCACACCAGACCCUGCUGCUGGGGGGCCCCCAGUGGUCUGGUGGGAUCCCUGUCUGCUGUCCUGUGGCCUGGCCUUCUCCACAGGCACAUACAGAAGACAACCACACCAGACCCUGCUGCUGGGGGCGGCGGGGCCAGCAAUGUCCCUCUUCAUUUUUGUAGCUGCAAUUUAACAUCAUGAGUUUGGACAGUUCUGGCAUCAAGCUGAUUAAGGUUCUUAGUCUAUGGGCAUACUUACCAUUCUGAACAAGAUGUUCUAUUUAGUUUUCACUUUCUGCCCCGUUCUCUUCUCCCCACUCGAGAUAUUGCUGUUUCAAAGUGUGCCCCCAAUUAAAGUUUAAUUUGUUGAAACCAUUCAUUAAAUACAUAUUAAACAAGU
Molecule: messenger RNA, 1932 nt
Organism: Hypomesus transpacificus
Lineage: Eukaryota; Metazoa; Chordata; Actinopteri; Osmeriformes; Osmeridae
Exons: 7
Coding region: 39-1436 (465 amino acids)
Source: RefSeq, a predicted model, not a curated record